UUAUGAAGUCAACUCCACCAUUAACUUCUCCACUCGAUCAUGAAGUCAACUUGUAUCCCCUCAUUAUCGAUCAGUUUUCUUAGGAAAUAAUUCACAAAUUCCUUUUAUUUUCUAUUGAAACAUUUUAGAUGGAGGAUGCAAAUAAUCACCUCUUGUAGUUGUAGCCUUCCAAUAAUCAGCUCCCUUUCUUACUCCACACAUUGCUAUUUGGUACGAAUGGCAGAAAGAGGUACACGAUGAAGCCAUUUAAACUCGCCGUAAAUUCUUAUCCAAUUGUUCAAAUGAAUUCUUCUCAUUCUCACAUCUUAUAUUAUAUCAAUCAGAAAUAACCAUGUGAGUGUGAUUGUACAUGUUAUCCUUAACUUUUAAGCUUCCUAUAUAAAUAGAAAUGACAUCUGCAGAAUCAAGUCCACUACUGAUGCCUUUUGAACACGUCAAGGCUGCUGUCACUGAAUUUGGUAAGAUCUUUAUUUUUUUCUUUUUUCUUUCUUUCAUAAACCUACUAUGGAUUAGUACAAACAAAAUCACUAUGUUGCAAUGGGCGAAAGCGUUAAGGCUGCAAAAGCAUUGGUGGCUAAAAAUCCUUCUCUUACACAAGUUACUGAUUUUAAAGGAUUCACACCACUCAUCUAUAGUGUCACUUCUACAAGAUGUAAAGACAUGGUUCGAUAUCUUUUUAUGAAUACUACAGAUGAUGGACCUGGCAGACCAUUCUCUGGUUCCUCUGCUAGUCAACUUGUUGCUUUGCUUAUUCAUGCCGGAUUUUAUGAUAUCACCAUGCAUCUUCUGCAGCGCUACCCUAACUUGGCCACCAUUUCUGAUUCAAAUGGAAGCAUUAUACUUAAUGUUCUGUCAAAAUUGCCUUCACAUUUUCUAAGUGGACACAAGGUUCGGUUUUGGAAAAGAUGCAUUUACUAUUGUGUUCCUGUGGAACUUGAAUAUUUACCAUCCAAGCAGGCUUAUUUUAGGAAUAAAUUAUGGAAUGCACUUCAAACUCUUGUUCCGAGCCUAAAGCUAGUUAGAGAUACAAAGUUGAGACAUGUAUCUGCUGUGAGAUUGGUUGAACUUGUUUUCUCACAAGCUUCAACUUUGAAUGACUAUCAAUUCUGGCAAUCUUUUGUGAGUCCAGAUAUUAUUUUCAAUGCAACAUCAUCUGGCAUAGUUGAGAUUUUAAAGACUUGUUUUCUCUUUUUUCCUGAUUUGGUUUGGACUCACAUUCCAAAUGAAGGGUAUGUGGUUCAAAUUGCUAUCAAGAAUAGGCAAGAAAAAGUUUUUAAUCUUCUACGCGAGAUGCCAAUAAUUUGCAACCUCUUAGUGUUGGCAUUAGAUGAAUCAAAUAACACUACAUCACAUCUGGCAGCAAGGGUUGCUUCUCAAGCUGAAUCAAUUGCAUGUGCUGCAUUUCAAAUGAAAAGAGAGUUACAUUGGUUUAAGGAAGUAGAGAAAUUGGACCACCCUCUCCAUAAAGACGUUAAGAACAACGAUGGUAAAACAGCUUGGCAAGUUUUCAAGGAAGAGCAUAAGACAUUGCUAGAAGAAGGGAAAAAUUGGAUGAAGGAUACAUCAAACUCUUGUAUGUUAGUGGCAACUCUUAUUGCAACAAUCACCUUUGCGGCUGCAAUUACUGUUCCUGGAGGUAACAACCAGGACAAAGGAAUACCAAUAUUCUUGUCAGACAAGACAUUCAUGUUAUUUAUUGUGUCAGAUGCACUAGCCUUGUUUUCCUCAAUGGUUUCUCUUCUGAUGUUUUUAUCUAUCAUACAUGGACGUUAUGCCAAAGAAGAUUUUGUCGUGGCAUUACCGAAGAGAUUAAUAUUAGGUAUGGCUGCUUUAUUCUUUGCUGUAGGGACUACAAUGAUAGCUUUUGGCGCAGCUCUGUCUAUGUUGCUAGAGAAGAGACUUGUAUGGGCUCCAAUUCCUAUUGCCCUUUUGGCUUGUGUUCCAGUUACUCUAUUUGCAAAGCUUCAAUUUCCUAAUUUAUUCACAAAAAUAAUAGACAUGAUGAUAGAUGGGUCUAAAUAAAUGAAGGUGUUUUAAGAUAUUAAACAGUUUUGAUGUACAAUCUUCCCUCUCUAAUAGCAUACCUAAAUCUAAGGAUAUUAAUAUAUAGUUGAUGAAAAUACAGUUUGCUAGA
Messenger RNA from Medicago truncatula (barrel medic), 2134 nucleotides. RefSeq lists its product as uncharacterized. The transcript is spliced from 5 exons. The coding region runs from base 538 to 2022 and encodes 494 amino acids. Gene Ontology annotation, cellular component: membrane. The record is from RefSeq and is a predicted model, not a curated record. NCBI's taxonomy places the organism in Eukaryota, Viridiplantae, Streptophyta, Magnoliopsida, Fabales, Fabaceae.